AAAUUCGUUUCGAUUAGCGUAAUUGAAGCGUUCUCGGUGAGAGACAAAAAGCCGUGUAUCGAUCAUCCUUGAGGAUCGAAAGGUCACUUUUUUCCCGAUAACAAGCGAUCGGUUAAAUAUUUAUUUAUAGUGAUUUCGAAUCGAACGGCCGCAGCGAAACGAAAUAAUGCGGUAAGAACAGUUUCGGAAAUAUGUUGGAUUUUUUCGUUAAUUUGGCGUUGUUCGUCGUUAUCCUCUUUGCUUUGCCUCUAGUCUUCAUCAUAUUCGUCGUUUUGAAAUUAUAUAGACGAGUAUGGACGAACGUUUUAUCGAUGUUACACCCGGACGUGGAAUUCGUAAAAUACGAUACCGUUCGAUCUCUACUAGACACUUACAAAAACCAAGGAAUUAUAGCUGUAUUGCUUUGCGUAAAAGGCCAGGCACAACCUGAUGCUGUUCGAAGACAUUUGCAGGAAGUGGUUAGAAGAAGAGACAAAUCAGGAAACUUGGCGUUCCCUCGUUUAAGACAUUGCCUGCUGACCAAAUGCGGAACUUACGCUUGGAGAAACACCAAAUUCGACCUCGAUCAACACCUAACCCUCCUCCCUUUCACCUACAAAGGACGAGUGGUAACCGAAUUGAACAUACAAGACUACGUAAACGACAUCAUGUCGAAAUACAUGCCAUCUACCAUCCCACCGUGGCAGAUCACCAUCAUACCAUCAUCCGACGACCAGCAUUACAUCUUGUUCAAAUUGCACCAUUUGCUGCUUUCCGAAGGAUUGAACAUCGGCGAUUUGCUACCCUUGAUACCACCCACAAGACCAGCAAUCGGAUCGACCGUGUCGAGGAGUCCCCUAGUAGAGGUGUUCAAAAAGCCCGUAGUCCUCCCGCAGCUGAAGGAACGAUUGACCGAAGAGCUGUCCAAUCGCUGGAACGAGUUCAUCGCCUGCUACGAUCCGCUGGAGCGGCCGGAAUUGCUGAAAACAUCGCCGACGUUUUCGCAAUUCCUCGCCUUCGCGCUGAUCACCUUGGUGUCGCUGGUGAAGGAUUGCAGGAAGGGUUUCAGGGUGAUCAAAAACGACGCCUAUUCGAAGGUGAAGUAUGUAGUACAAGCCGGAUUGAGGGAAACCGAUAAGCGACAGGUGACCGUUACGAAUUUCUUCGUGUCCAUUUGCAAGUCUUUGGAUCCGAGGAACAUCGCUUUAGAUGUGUUUCAGUUGAUUUACUAUGUGGUUGUUAAAGUACCGAUUCGAUUGCCUUUGGUGGUGUUCUAUGAGGUACGAGCUUUCCUCAAUUGCUUGAUAUUAGGGUAUUGUCCUUAUCCCAACACUUUCGUCGGUAUCGUCUACACUUUUAUACCGUUGAUAUACAAUUCUUUAAGAGAGAUCCUGUACAUCUUAUCGAUAUUGUUCAGAGCUCCCAAAACCAUCAUACAAGAUAUCCUGAUGCAAGAGGAAUCCUUCCAAACCUUCACGCUCUGCGGCCGCAAAUCCGUCGCCUGGUCCGAUCCCGUCAAGAUCGACGCCGUCAGGGCCGUCGCGACGCUAGCCAAAGUCUCGCAAACCGAGAUAAUGCUCUGCGCCGUCUCCAUGUGCCUGUCCAAGUACUUCGUCCAAAGCAACCACUACGUCCCCGACCAAUUGCCAAUCACCAUUCGAAACAUCUCUUCGAACUACAUCUUCGCCACCGGGCCCAACAUCAAAGCCAGCGACGCCGUCAGCGGCAUCCUCUGCAUGAACCUUAAAGUGCCCAACGGGCGUCGCGACGCCACCAAAUCGCACGAUCUCGACGACGUCUGCGGGAAGUUCAACGCCUCGUUGGAGUCGCAGGGUCUCUCCCAUCUGAUGACGAUGUUGCAGAGCAAGUUCGAGUUCCUCACCAAGCUCUUUCCCCUACCGAUACUGAGCGUUUAUCUGAAGUACCUGUCGAGGAAGUACGCUGUUAGCGUGGCGGAGAUCACCAGCAAGUACCCGAACGUGGCGCAGCGCACCCUGUGGGGCCAGGAGGUGACCAGCGCGCUCUACUUGCGACCGCCGCAGGCCAACACUUGUGUUUCGCUUUGCUUGAACGAGUACGCGGACCACGUGAGGCUUGGGGUGAUGUGCGACAGCCAGUUGGUGCCCCACCACCAGCACCUGGUGAGGAGUUUCGCGGACGACGUGAAGGAGAUCGAGGCCGAUGUGGUGGAACGAUUGGAUUUGGUCGAGUAGCUGGAUGAUGGGUUUUAUCGCGGAGCUGUAUUUCUAAGGUGUGGAAUCUCCAUGUGAUUGUGCAUUGGAGAAUGUGUCUGGUUGUUUGAGGAUUUUUUUUGAGCUUCGCUUUUGCGCCGUAGCGUGGCGAACGAUCGGAUGAUUAACUUAUGUCAGCCAAUCAGCGUCGU
Molecule: messenger RNA, 2362 nt
Organism: Phyllotreta striolata
Lineage: Eukaryota; Metazoa; Arthropoda; Insecta; Coleoptera; Chrysomelidae
Source: the annotation of a GenBank genome assembly